Molecule: messenger RNA, 1754 nt
Organism: Sus scrofa (pig)
Lineage: Eukaryota; Metazoa; Chordata; Mammalia; Artiodactyla; Suidae
Gene: ALDH5A1
Product: aldehyde dehydrogenase 5 family member A1
Biological process (GO): GABA catabolic process
Cellular component (GO): mitochondrion
Molecular function (GO): succinate-semialdehyde dehydrogenase (NAD+) activity
Source: RefSeq, marked provisional
UUUCAGCCAGCGUCUGCCGCCAGCCGGGCUCGUCACCGCCGCCGCCCGACCCCUGUGCUCGGGUGCGCGCUCUCGCUUGCGUGCUUCCUGCCGCCGCCGCCGGGACCAUGGCGACCUGCUUUCGGUUGCGGGGCUGCCUGACCCUGCACCUCCCCACUGCACCUGCGAUCCGCGGCCUCCGCCCCCGCGCCGACUGCCUGGUGGCCACCACGCGGCCCUCGCCAGGCCCGGCCCCGAUCCGCCGCUAUGCCCGGGGCACAGAGGGCCUUUCCUCGGCACUGCUGCGCACCGACGGCUUCGUGGGUGGCCGCUGGCUCUCGGCCGCCUCCACCUUCCCGGUGUACGACCCGGCCAGCGGCGCCGAGCUGGGCUUGGUGGCCGACUGCGGGGUGUCCGAGGCCCGCGCCGCGGUGCGCGCCGCCUAUGAGGCUUUCUGCACCUGGAAGGGGGUCUCGGCCAAGGAGAGGAGUUCUUUCCUUCGGAAAUGGUAUGAUUUAAUGAUACAAAAUAAGGAUGACCUUGCCAAGAUAAUUACAGCUGAAAGUGGAAAACCACUGAAGGAGGCACAGGGAGAAAUUCUCUAUUCUGCCAACUUUCUGGAGUGGUUUUCAGAGGAAGCCCGCCGCGUUUAUGGAGAUGUUAUCUACACCCCAGCCAAAGAAAGGCGGGCUCUGGUCCUCAAGCAGCCCGUUGGUGUAGCUGCAGUCAUCACCCCAUGGAAUUUCCCCAGUGCCAUGAUCACACGGAAGGUGGGGGCCGCCCUGGCAGCGGGCUGCACGGUGGUGGUGAAACCUGCGGAGGACACGCCCUUCUCCGCCCUGGCCUUGGCCCAGCUUGCAAACCAGGCUGGAAUUCCUCCGGGUGUGUACAAUGUUAUUCCCUGCUCUCAAAAGAAGGCCAUGGAAGUAGGGGAAGCACUGUGCACGGAUCCUCUUGUGUCUAAAAUCUCCUUUACAGGCUCCACAGCCACCGGAAAGGUCCUGUUGCACCACGCAGCAAACUCUGUGAAAAGGGUGUCCAUGGAGCUGGGCGGCCAUGCCCCCUUCAUCGUGUUCGACAGCGCCAAUGUGGACCAGGCUGUGGCAGGGGCCAUGGUCUCCAAAUUUAGGAACUCUGGACAGACUUGUGUUUGCUCUAACCGUUUCUUGGUGCAAAGAGGUAUCCAUGAUUCCUUUGUGAAAAAAUUUGCCGAGGCAAUUAAGACAAACCUGUGUGUGGGUAAUGGAUUUGAAGAGAGAACUACUCAAGGCCCGUUAAUUAAUGAGAAAGCAGUAGAAAAGGUAGAGAAGCAUGUGAUUGAUGCCAUUUCCAAAGGGGCCACCGUUGUGACAGGGGGGAAGCGACAUCAAGUUGGAAAAAAUUUCUUCGAGCCCACCCUGCUCAGCAACGUCACCCAGGAAAUGCUCUGCUCUCGGGAAGAGACUUUUGGGCCACUGGCACCAGUUAUCAAGUUCGAUACAGAGGAAGAGGCAGUGGCGAUCGCUAAUGCAGCCAAUGUGGGGUUGGCAGGUUAUUUUUACUCUCAAGACCUAGCCCAGAUCUGGAGGGUAGCAGAGCAACUGGAAGUUGGCAUGGUUGGCGUUAACGAAGGAUUGAUCUCCUCCGUGGAGUGCCCUUUUGGUGGGGUGAAGCAGUCUGGCCUCGGAAGAGAGGGCUCCAAGUAUGGCAUUGAUGAGUAUCUGGAACUCAAGUACGUGUGCUUUGGAGGCUUGUAGGAAUUCUUUCACAAAUAAAAAAGGAAGCUUACCUACAUA